Messenger RNA from Physella acuta, 3935 nucleotides. RefSeq names its product proprotein convertase subtilisin/kexin type 5-like. The record is from RefSeq and is a predicted model, not a curated record. Gene Ontology annotation, biological process: signal transduction. Gene Ontology annotation, cellular component: cell surface. Lineage: Eukaryota; Metazoa; Mollusca; Gastropoda; Physidae.
UCAAUGGACUCAUUUAUUUAUGGUAUGAAUGUCAGUGAUAUAUUUUCCUGUCAUCAUGGAUAUGUUCUUCGAGAAAAAUUGUGUGUGGAGUGUGCAGCUGGCUCUUACUAUGAUGCAAGUGAAAAAAGUUGCAAGUUGUGUCCCCUGAAUACCUACAGCCUCACAAGCAAACAGACUGCUUGCACUCCAUGUAGUGGCUCUAACAACAUUACACUACAGGAAGGCAGCAACAACAUAAGUGAUUGCAAAGUGCGAUGUGAAAAAGGUCAGAUGUUGGAAAAUAACAUAUGUGUACCUUGUCCACCAAAUUUCUACCAAGAUCAAACAGGCAAACAUUAUUGCCUCCCUUGUCCUGUGCACACAGCUUCUACAAGUUAUGGCUCCCAGAGUGUCUCAGACUGCAAGGACAUUUGCCCACCAGGGACACAACUAAACAGCAGCAUUAACCAAUGUGACCUUUGUCCAAGAGGGACAUACAGGGAUGGAACUCUACAAGACCAGUGCAAGAGUUGUCCAACCAAUGCUACAACUCUUAAAGAAGGGAGCGAAUCUAGUGACUCAUGCAACAUCCCUCUGUGUCAACCUGGUCAAUUUGCAAACGUGACGACCUUGGAGUGUGAAAAUUGUUCUAUAGGCAGCUACCAGCCAGAGGAAGCUGCAUUGAGCUGUCACUCUUGUCCAGACAACCAUACAACAGUCUAUGAAGGGACUCAAAAUAGUGACCAAUGUAAAUUUGUGUGUCAAGCACCUGGCCAGGAAAUAAACCCAGCCAACUCCUCUACAUGUAGGCUAUGUUUACGAGGCUAUUACCGCACAGGUGGAUUUGAUGAGAGAUUUGCUAACUGUACAAAGUGUAGCGGAGAUAACACAACAGAUGUUGAAGGAGCUACAAACUCUGCUUACUGUAACAUACCCAUCUGUAGUGCAGGCCAACACAUCUCCAAUAAUAAAUGUGAGGCUUGUACACAUGACACAUACCAGCCAAUGGAUGAACCUUAUUCCACCACCAACUGUACUCGUUGUGGUGAUGGGUUGGGGACUGUAAAUAUUGCAAGCACCCAUAAAGAUAACUGUACAUCCUUCUGUCAGCCUGGGUAUGGUAAAAAUGGAAGCGACUGUCAGCUUUGUGAUAGAGGAACAUGGAACAAUGGGAACACAUCACUCAGGUUUGAGAAGUGUCAGCAAUGCCGCACCAACUACACAACAGAAGUUACAGGAGCUACUGACUUGGCCAAUUGCACACUACGCAAGUGUGAACCUGGUUAUAAAAUAGUGGGAGACGAUUGUAUCCAAUGUCCAGUUGGUGAAUAUCAACCAGAGUCUAAUAACGACACUUGUCUCAAAUGUCGUAAUGGGACAAGUACCAACAGUACAGGCAGCACCAAUGAAACAGACUGUACAAUUUUCUGUGGGGCUGGGCAGGAAGGAACUGAAAAUGACACAUGUGUGAACUGCUCUGAUGAUGAAUUUAAAACAACAGCUGGCUAUGGCCCUUGUGAAAUGUGUACUGGUGACUUCACAUCUACACCAACUAACAGAACAGCUUGCACUCAAGUACAUUGUGAUAAAGGGAGAGAAUUAAAUAACACUACUUGUCAAAACUGUCAAAUUGGAUUUUACAAGGAUUUUCGAGGAAAUCAGAGUUGUGUCCCUUGUCCUGCAAACCACACAACUAUUAGCGGUGGUUCAACACAUAAAAACAAUUGCUCUGUUGUGUAUUGUGCUCCUGGCUUCUAUUCUUCUGACAACAAGUCUUGCCUGGCAUGUGAUGUUGGUUUUUACAAAAGUACACCAGGAAAUGAGGCAUGUACUCAAUGCCCAGCUAACUGGACCACUCAUGAGAUAGCCAGCAACAGCAUAUCUCAGUGCUCACUAGUGCUGUGUCCCUUGGGUUAUGUUCGUCUCAACAACAGCCAAUGUAGACCUUGUGAGAAGGGAAGCUACCAGAAUGGCAGUAGUCAAACCCAGUGUACACAUUGUGGGCCAAUUAAUGGAUACAACACAUCAACCAACAACACAGCAUCACAAAAUGAGUCUUAUUGCUUUCCUGUGUGUCCAGAGGGAAAAAUUGUGAAUAUAUCAACCAGGUCAUGUGACCAAUGUCCAUACGGUUCUUACAAAAGCCACAGUGGCCUUGACACAUUCUGUACCCGGUGCAAGGAUGGCUGGACCACUGGAGUGUUGGGUGCAACAAGUGAAGACGCCUGUAAAAUUGAAAUCUGUGACAAGGGAUUCUACAGACCAAACAGCACAGCUGCUUGCAAGAAGUGUCCAUUUGGAACCUACCAAGAUCAGCGUGAUUUUAAAGAAGUAGGAGAGUGUAAAAAAUGCCAAGACAACGAGACAACUCUUAUGGAGGGGGCCACAAGUCUUGCUUCCUGUAUUCCCCUGUGUAAGGCAGGUCAGGAGUAUAAUUUAAUCAGUAACAACUGUACAAGUUGCCCAGUUGGACAGUACAAAGGAGAAAAUGAUUUACCUAGUGUGUGUAAAUAUUGUCUACAAAAUGAAACUACAAGUUCACAUGGUGCUGUUAGAUGUAUAUCUUCAAUAACAACCCCCCCUCCAUCCUAUAAGAUAAAUGUGACAGUAGAUGUAUUUGCAACAGUAACCUGUGACAACCCUGAGCAGACCAGGGGAGCCUUAACUAAAGCACUAAUUGACAUGAUCAGAAGCGCCAGAAAACUGUAUUACUCAGACUUGUGCCCCACAGAUAGUUGUGCCAAUGUCGUUGUAGUCAUGGUAAAGUUCUGCGACACACAAACUGUCAAACGUCAAGCUAACCGAAAUGCACAGGCGUCAGUCACAGUACGAGAGCUGGACUCCAGAUUGAGGAACAUACUGUAUAAUUUUCACAGAAGUGCAAUCAGUGCUGUGCUAGAGGCACUCCGUGAUCACUCGUCUGUGGAAAAUAUUUUGGCAGUAAAUCAGAUUAUCUUAGAAUUAGCUCGCCUGGUAGGAUGCCCUACAGGAAACAUUAUGGAGAUCACUUUUACUUGCAGACACUGUCCCAUUGGCUACUUCUCUUCCAACAAUGUCUGUGUGCCAUGUAGUAAUGGUAGCUACUCCACACUUCCUGUUUCUGACAAAUGCUUGCAGUGCAAUGCAGGAGAAACAACUGAAAAACCUGGAUCAAGUAAUAAAUCUGAAUGCAUAGGUAUCUGUAAGGUAGACAACAAGUACUGUGGGAGUAAUGGGGAAUGUAUCACACAAGAUGGGAAAUACCAGUGUUCCUGCAAUGAAUACUAUGAAGGUCCACAGUGUGCAGUGAGGAAACCAUCAGAAGACAGCAGCAUUGGCGUCGUGGUUGGUGUGAGUGUUGGUGUUGGCGUUCUGCUUCUCCUGGCACUUCUCAUAGUGGGGAUCUGUUUACUUAGAAAAAAAAGGCAAAGAAAGUCGCAGCCAAGUAUUGCAUCCACCCAGGAUUUUGUCAACAACACCUAUCCCUACAUGGGGGGUCCGGUCAUGAUGAUGGAGAACCCUGCCUCAGGUAUGAUGGACCCCACCAUGUAUGGCACAGAACUGGUGCCAUUCUACGGGCAAGAAUCUCACCUCUACAGAUCUGAAAAAAGGUAUUCAUCUCACGAUUCUGAGGAUGAUAUGAGAAAUUUCAGCUUGUACAGAAAAGACAGAAACUAUUGAGACAAUAAUUGGGUGUUCACUGUUGACUAUUAAAAUAAUUAUUGUUAUAAUAUUGAAAUAUUUUUUUUAAAAUAUCUGGAUUAUAUAAACUAUUAUUAUUGUUAACCUAUUGAAAAAAUAUUGUUUGUAUUUAUUGGACUAUUAAAACAGUUUAUGUUUCUGAAGGAGACUAGCGAUAUCAUGUUCUUUUGAGCAAAUUUAAACAAUUAUAAUUUUUAUUAAUGGACUACUGUAACAGAAAUUAACAUGUUAAAAUAACACAAAGAUGCACUGUGUAAAUAAAACUUACAUAUACU